GCCGCGGGGCAAGAUGGCGGCCCCCAGCAGCUCGUGGGGGCGGCCCGAGAGGUCUCCCUGGGAGUAGCCGCUUCUUCCGAGCCCGGCGCUGCAGCGCUGCUCGGACGCGCAGCCAUGGACGUGCCUGUGGAAACAUGCGGCAGCCUCUAUGGUCAUCUGGCAUUCCUGUGGCUGAACCGAUUUUACCUCUACUCGUGUGCCGCUUUGGGGUUCGGCCUCUGGAUCUGCAUCCAGCUCCGUAGUAAAGCCCGGAGGCAGGAUGGCGCUCUCCUGGGGGAGUGUGGCUCUCCAAAAGGCCCUGCUGAGGAGAUCCGGGAGGCAGCCCGCCACACUGACGGAGCCCCCGUAACUGGGGUGAAGGUUUUCUUUGGCUCUCAGACCGGAACGGCAAAGAGGUUUGCACUGAAUCUGGCCGAAGCCGUCACUGCCAUGAAUUUGCCGGCAGAGGUCAUCGACAUGGGAGGCUACGAUCCGGAGGACUGCUUGGUGGAUGAGGCGCGCAGCAAGAGCGUGUGCGUGUUCCUCGUUGCCACGUACACGGAGGGGAAGCCGACGGAGAACGCAGCCUGGUUCUGCAAGUGGCUGGAAGAGGCGGCCUGCGACUUCCGAGUCGGCCAGACGUACCUGAAGGGCUUGAGAUACGCUGCCUUCGGGCUGGGGAAUUCCUCCUAUGCCGAUCACUACAACACCGCUCCUCUCCCGCUGCAGGUGGGCCGGAACGUGGACAAGUGGCUGUGGCAGCUGGGGGCCCGGCGCGUCCUGUCCUGCGGCCAGGGCGAUGCCAACGUGGCAGCGAGCAGGCACGGGAGUCUCGAGGCCGACUUCGAGGCCUGGAAGCACAGGCUGCUCACCCGGCUGCGGGCCCUCUGCAAAGCGGGGAAGGCGGCCUGCGGCGGGGGCUGCAAGAAAGGCAGGUGCGCGCCCAAAGACGAGAAGCGCCGAAGGACGGCAGAGCGAGAGCUGGGGACGCAGGAGCAGGAGGAGGAGCCGUGCGAAACCACAAGCGAGGAGGACUCUGGCGAUGAGGCGGGACGGCGCGCCAGGCAGGUGGUGGACGUGGAGGACCUGGGCCACAUGGUGGGCCACAUGAGGAGAGCCCAGAGGGAGCGUGAGCUCGACAGAGAGGCUGCCGGGGUGGCUGGAUCCCAGCAGAGUGCAGGGGAGGGCGAGAAGAGAGAGAUGCUCACACCUGCUCUCCGGGAGGCACUCACAAAGCAAGGCUACAGGUUGAUUGGGAGCCAUUCCGGAGUGAAGCUUUGUCGUUGGACAAAGUCAAUGCUUCGUGGGAGAGGCGGCUGUUACAAACACACCUUCUAUGGCAUCCAGAGCCAUCGCUGCAUGGAGACGACCCCCAGCCUGGCUUGCGCCAACAAGUGUGUCUUCUGCUGGAGGCAUCACACGAACCCUGUGGGCACUGAGUGGCGGUGGAAGAUGGACCAGCCUGAAAUGAUCCUGCAGGAGGCCCUGGAGAACCAUCAGAACCUGAUCAGGCAGUUUAGAGGGGUCCCGGGCGUGCGAACCGACCGCUUGGCGGAAGGCCUGGAGGCCAGUCAUUGCGCGCUCUCGCUGGUCGGGGAGCCGAUCAUGUACCCCCAGAUCAACCAGUUCCUCCGGCUGCUGCACCAGCGCAAGAUUUCCAGCUUUCUAGUGACGAAUGCACAGUUCCCGGAGGAGAUCAGGAGCCUCGUGCCGGUGACGCAGCUGUACGUCAGCGUGGACGCCAGCACCCCGGACAGCCUGCGCAGGAUCGACCGGCCGCUCUUCAAGGACUUCUGGGCCAGGUUCCUGGGGAGCUUGCAAGCCCUGGCCGAAAAGCGCCAGCGCACUGUCUACCGGCUGACACUGGUGAAAGCCUGGAACGUGGACGAGCUGAGGGCGUACGCCGCACUGGUGUCUCUGGGCCGGCCGGACUUCAUCGAGGUCAAGGGUGUGACCUAUUGUGGAGAAAGUUCAGCCAGCAGCCUCACCAUGGCCAACGUCCCCUGGCACGAGGAGGUGUGCCGCUUCGUUCAGGAGCUGGCUGACCUUCUCCCCGAGUAUGAGAUAGCCUGCGAACACAAACACUCCAACUGCCUCCUGAUUGCCCACAAGAAGUUCAAGAUCGGUGGGAAGUGGCACACCUGGAUCGAUUACGAGCGUUUCCAAGACCUGGUCUACAGAUACGAACAGAGCGGGGGAGCCGAAACAUUCACCUCUGAGGACUACCUCGCCCCGACCCCUCCCUGGGCGGUUUUUGGGGCUCAGGAGAAGGGCUUUGACCCGACAGACACGAGAUUUCGACGGAAGAACAAGACGAAGGACAUCUCAGGAUGCUGAUCUCUUAAAAACAACCCAGAGCAGCCUUCUCUAACCUGGAGUUCUCCAGUUGUAAUGAACUGCAACUCCCAUAAUCCCCUGCCAAAGGCCCCCGGGUUGCUCUGCAGCGCUUGGGGAGGGGUUAGCUUUACCUCCGUCUCAGAGAGUUUUGCGCAAAAUGUGCCCACGAACUUUUGAUAAACACAUGACCAGCUGAAGCGA
Messenger RNA from Varanus komodoensis (Komodo dragon), 2517 nucleotides. It is a transcript of the gene TYW1, whose product is annotated as tRNA-yW synthesizing protein 1 homolog. The record is from RefSeq and is a predicted model, not a curated record. NCBI's taxonomy places the organism in Eukaryota, Metazoa, Chordata, Lepidosauria, Squamata, Varanidae. Bases 115 to 2316 code for a protein of 733 amino acids. Gene Ontology annotation, biological process: wybutosine biosynthetic process. The transcript is spliced from 16 exons. Gene Ontology annotation, molecular function: FMN binding; catalytic activity; 4 iron, 4 sulfur cluster binding.